Molecule: messenger RNA, 4112 nt
Organism: Rhopilema esculentum
Lineage: Eukaryota; Metazoa; Cnidaria; Scyphozoa; Rhizostomeae; Rhizostomatidae
Source: RefSeq, a predicted model, not a curated record
AAUAUCAAUAACCGCAUCUUAUAACGGAAUAAAUACGGUACUUCAAUGCAGAAUUUUCGUAGUCAAGUUGCUUUGCUAUCUGUUAAGAUUAUUCAUUUAGUUCGAUGGUACAAUUUUGUUUCGCCAGAGUUUCUUCGUUUACCUUAGAAAUUUUUAACAAGAGGGGCUACGCUUUCGAUAUAUCUUGAAUCAUACUUAAGAGAAAUAAAAAACAUUAGAUUGAUUAAGUUAGCUAAAUGGCUAGUUCUGAGGGUUGGCAUAAUGUUGUUGCUCAACAACAAUCUUUGGAAAAGUUGCUGUCGCUGCGCAGGAGACUAGAUUUGUCUGAAAACCAUGUGGUCUGAUUUGCCACAGGUAGUCUAUAUGAAAAGUUAAUAAAACCUUUAUUCUGGCGUUUUACAUGAAGUAUUGGUUUAGUUGAAGUUUUGGCCUAAACUGAUUUCAGAAGGUGUCAACAGCCCAGGUUACAAACAGUCUCUGUACUAAGAUAAACAAGGCUCAAUUUGCAAGAUGGCAAAGAGCAUACCAACCACUUCGUUUUAUGGAAGCAGGAGAACAACAAUUCGAAUAACGAAUCAUGGGGUUGAGGAAAAAGAAGCAAAUUUGGGAAUUAUUGUCCCUGAUGCUUUUAACAGUGAUAUAGAAGAUGAAGAGAGUGAUGAAAAUGAGAACAAUGAUGUCAUUAUCAGAGGAGACAUGAAUAUCAGUAAUGAUGAUGAUGGUGAAGACAGUGAUGAUUGUGAUGAUUAUCAUUAUGAUGAUAAUGAACAUGGAGAGAACAAUGUUUUCAGCUUCCCAGAGAACCCAGUUCCUGAUAAUGUAGUCAAUACCACACCAGAAGGCACAUCAGUUACCAGAAAAUCAGCUACAAAAAGCAAAGCAACCAUGAAAAUCCCAAUGCCAAGAUGGCGCAAGAGGGAAGCUGCCGUGGUUAACAGUGUGUUCUGUGGAGAACCUCUACCAAGUCCACCCAAUGAAGUUUUGACACCAAUAGAAUACUUCAAAAACUUUUUUGAUGAUCAGCUGAUAGGUCACAUAUCUGAGCAGACAAACCUGUACUCUGUGCAAAAAAAUGGAUCGUCAGUUGCUACAACAGCUGAUGAGAUAGAGCAAUAUAUUGGUAUACUUCUGCUUAUGGGUAUUUACAAAAUCCCUCAGUAUAGAAUGUACUGGUCAAGAGAACUGAACAUUUCCAGCAUUUCAGAAACAAUGCCUGUAAACCGCUUUGACAAAAUCAAAAGCUUUUUUCAUUGCAAUGACAACUCAAAAAAUGUGCAGAGAAGUCACCCAGAGUUUGACAAACUCUUCAAAGUAAGGCCAGUGAUAGAUUCUGUUCAAAAUAAAUGUAGGAAGGUUCCACAAGAGGAAAAGCACUCUAUUGAUGAACAGAUCAUUCCUACAAAGGGCAGGUCUCCAAUAAGGCAGUAUAUUCCCAACAAGCCACAUAAAUGGGGAAUAAAGGUUUGGGCACGCUGUGGAGUCAGUGGCAUUGUUUAUGAUUUUGAUGUUUACACUGGUGCUUCUCCAAAGGGGAAUCUAGAUGAGUCAUUGCAAAAUUUUGGCGUUGGUGGUAAUGUGGUGGCUCGCCUAUCAUCAACGAUGCAAAGAAAUGUUGGCUACAAGCUUUAUUUUGAUAAUUACUUCUCUUCCGUCGCACUGAUGCAGUAUCUUCAAAAGGAAAGGAUCUGGGCUGUAGCAACAAUACGGGCAGACAGACUGAAAGGUGCAGAGAAAGUCCUAGAAGACAAAAAAAGCUUGAGCAAGAAGGGAAGAGGGUCCAGUGACUGGUGUGUUGAUGCCAACAGUAAUGUUGUGAUUGUUCGUUGGAUGGACAAUGGAGUUGUUCAAUUAAUUUCAAAUUACAUUGGCAAAGAUGAUGGUUCUAAGGCUCAAAGGUGGUCAGCUAGAGAAAAGAAGUUUAUAACUAUAUCUCGACCUCUGAUGGUUGAAGAGUAUAACUUGCACAUGGGGGGAGUAGAUUUAUGUGACAUGCUGAUGGCUCUCUACCGGAUAAGACUUCGCUCUAACAAAUACUACAUGCAUAUCAUUUAUUAUUGUAUUGGCGUGUCAGUCAUCAAUGGAUGGCUUCUCUAUAGAAGGCACUGCAUGCAGCUAGGAAUUCCAAGUAAAGAUGAAUUGACAUUGAUUCAAUUUCAGUCCAUGGUUGCAAAUGCCUUGACACUUGCUGGGAAGAGCACACAGCCAAGAAGAGGACGGCCAUCGAUUACCCCCCCUCCAAAGAAGAAAACAAAAUGUCAUGCUGUAGCAACACCCAUCAAUGAUGUUCGCUUUGAUAAUGUUGGGCAUAUCCCAGAUUUUGAGGAGAAGCAACAGAGAUGUCGUUACUGUCCUAAGGGGUACUUUGCAGUCAAAUGUGUGAAAUGUAAAGUUCAUCUCUGCUUUGUACGAGGGAGAAACUGCUUCAAGAAUUUCCAUUCAAAGUGAAGAUUAGGACCAUUUGCUAGGCAUUAACUGCAGUAUGAUAGGUUCAAGAUUGUCAGUUCAUUUAAGAGUUUUAAAGUUCAUGUUGAGUUAUUAUAAAAUAUAUGAACAGUAUAUACCUUCUGUUAUCACUUGUACCACAACGGAAUCAAUAUGUAUGUAGAACAGCCCAGGGGGAGAAAGUGCUAAUUAUCAAAAGGCCAAUCCUCUUUCCAAAAGCCCUAUCUGAAUUGAAAAUUCAAAUAAUUGGCUAUCUGUCUUAAUAAAGUGUGUGGAAAUAUACAGAAAACCACAUUUUUAGAUAUUUUGAUAUUUCAUUAUCAGCAACAACUUUAUACCAUUGCUGCAUAAUGUUGUUGUGGGACAACAAUCUGACAUGACAUCAUCUUCUAAUAAUAAUGUCAAAAUUGGUCUGAAAAUAGUUCUCCACAUCAAAAUAAAACAUUCUAGUGCAAAAAAUUUUUUUUUUUUGGAUUUAAAAAAAUUAAUGCAGGAAAGGGUUAGUUGUUAAACUCAAUGAAAAGCUGUGAUUUUGGUUGGAUCCGCUUUGUUGUGUUGUAAUUUCACUACAUUUCAAUAUUCUUUACAUUUCAAGUUAUUAAAGUUUCUAAAUUUUUGCAUCAUAUAUCAUAGAUUUGAAACUUAAUGAUAGUUAGGUGUAGUGGGUUGAAGUAAACUCAAUGACAAAAAUUAUGCAAUCCUUUUUGUACGAUUCACAGAUAUUAUUUCACCAUUGCAACAUUUGACAUUAAAAUGUAUAUUUCUAGAACUUUUGAAUUUUGACCAGAUAAUUUUAAAGAUAAUGGUUAAACUGCUCUAGUUAUUGUUAAAUUACUAAGAAAGGGAAUUUGCAAAUGGGUAAUUGUUGUUUGUCCUGGUUUAUAGCUGUAAAGAUUCAAGAACAUACUGCAAUGAUUUGAUGGCAAAAAAUCGGUGCUCAAGUGGCAAUAUAAGUGAAUAAUAUUGCACAUUUGAAGAUAUUUGAUGGCAUCAUCCAGGUUAUAUGGUCAGAACUCCAAAAAUUAUGAAAAUUGGCUUUUAUGACGUAAAUUAAUUUCUCUUCCUACCUGUAUGCUGCUUUUUGUGCAAUGGGCAGCAUUGUCCAUUGUUUCCCUAGUAUUUUGCUUAUUGUACGAUUGUCCAAGUCUGGAUAUGCCCUAGAAUGUACAGAUGAAUGUCUCGCUAGAAUAGAGUUCUAAAGUGUGACGUCAUCAAAAACCUAUUUUUAGAAUUUUUGAAUUUUAACCACAUAGCGUAAAAGAUCGCCAUGAAUUACUUUCAAAUACGCAAAAUUGGCCAAAUAUGUCUAAAAUCGGUUGAGAUAUGGCUAAUGAAAGAUUUGAAGUUUGCUAACGAACCACUGUUAUUUGGCUCUGUUCAUAAAGUUAUGAACAGAGACCAAAAUACAGAGGUUUCAUGGAGAAUGAGCCAAUACAUAUGUGGCCAUAUCUUUGCCAUUUCAUAAUACACUUGACAGAUUUUGCACAUUUAGAGGUAUUUCAUGAUGCUCUUUUAGGUUAUGGGAUCCAAAUUGAAACAUUCUAAAAAAUAGAUUUUUGUGACGUCAUCGCUGUAGAACUCUAUAGAAUAUUGCUUUGAAUCUCUCUAAGUAGCAAGCGAAUAACCACCACUCAAAACAAUACCAAUGAAAGCAUAAACGGAAGCUACUG